AUGGCAAAAGCAUUCGUUUGGCAUCCUGUGAGCGCAGUGGUUAGCGCACUCGCCACUCAGCAAGACGUCCCGGGUUGUCCAGUGAGCGCUGUGGCUAGCGCACUCGCCACUCAGCAGGACGUCCCGGGUUGUCCAGUUACCGCAGUGGUUAGCGUACUCGCCACUCAGCAAGGCGUCCCGGGUUGUCCAUUUAAAGCAGUGGUUAGCGCACUCGCCACCCAGCAAGGCGCCCCGGGUUGUCCAUUUAACGCAGUGGUUAGCGCACUCGCCACCCAGCAAGGCGUCCCGGGUUGUCCAUUUAACGCAGUGGUUAGCGCCCUCACAACUCAGCAAUGGGUCCCGGGUUGUCCAUUUAACGCAGUGGUUAGCGAAGUCGCCACUCACCAAGGCGUCCCGGGUUGUCCAUUUAACGCAGUGGUUAGCGCACUCGCCACCCAGCAAGACGUCCCGGGUUGUCCAGUAAGCGCAGUGGUUAGCGCACUCGCCACUCACCAAGGCGUUCCGGGUUGUCCAGUUAGCGCACUCGCCACUCAGCAAGACGUCCCGGGUUGUCCAGUUAGCGCAGUGGUUAGCGCACUCGCCACUCAGCAAGACGUCCCGGGUUGUCCAGUUAGCGCAGUGGUUAGCGCACUCGCCACUCAGCAAGACGUCCCGGGUUGUCUAGUAAGCGCAAUGGUAAGCGCACACGCCACCCAGCAAGGCGUCUCGGGUUGUCCAGUUAGCUCAGUAGUUAGCGCACUCGCCACUCAGCAAGGCCUCCCGAGUUGUCCAUUAAACGCAGUGGUUAGCGCCCUCGCCACCCAGCAAGGCGUCCCGGGUUGUCCAUUUAACGCAGUGGUUAGCGCACUCGCCACCCAGCAAGGCGUCCCGGGUUGUCCAUUUAACGCAGUGGUUAGCGCCCUCACAACUCAGCAAUGCGUCCCGGGUUGUCCAUUUAACGCAGUGGUUAGCGCACUCGCCACCCAGCGAGACGUCCCGGGUUGUCCAGUAAGCGCAGUGGUUAGCGCACUCGCCACUCACCAAGGCGUUCCGGGUUGUCCAGUUAGCGCAGUGGUUAGCGCACUCGCCACUCAGCAAGACGUCCCGGGUUGUCCAGUUAGCGCAGUGGUUAGCGCACUCGCCACUCAGCUAGACGUCUCGGGUUGUCCAGUAAGCGCAGUGAAAAGCGCACUCGCCUCUCAGUGA
Messenger RNA from Mya arenaria, 1185 nucleotides. RefSeq names its product collagen alpha-2(IV) chain-like. The record is from RefSeq and is a predicted model, not a curated record. The transcript has 2 exons. Lineage: Eukaryota; Metazoa; Mollusca; Bivalvia; Myida; Myidae. The coding region runs from base 1 to 1185 and encodes 394 amino acids.